GAGUAUUCUUUUCCAGAUUUUCCACUUUCUUUGGAGCAAGUUACUUGGAAAAUGAAAAUCCCCCUUAUGUCAUGACAUGAGUAGUAGUAUUUAAGACGCAUCCGUGCUUGUGUUGUAAUAAAGUUUUGUGUGUUGUUAGGAAUAGGAUGGAGGGGGUUGAGAGCAAAGAAAGAGAAGUGAUGGUGGCAAAACCAGUUGCAGUAGUAGGUGUCUGUGAUUUGCUUCUGAGGCUGUUGGCCUUCACAGUUACUCUUGUCGCUGCUAUAGUCAUUGCGGUCGAUAAGCAGACAAAGCUUGUUCCCAUCCAGCUUUCAGAUUCUUUUCCACCUUUGAACGUUCCUCUUACUGCUAAGUGGCACCAAAUGUCUGCCUUUGUGUACUUUCUGGUGACCAAUGCAAUAGCAUGCACGUAUGCAGCCAUGUCUCUACUCCUUGCCCUCGUAAACAGAGGUAAAAGCAAAGGCUUGUGGACAUUGAUCGCUGUUCUCGACACAUUCAUGGUGGCUUUGCUCUUUUCCGGCAACGGCGCCGCUGCGGCAGUCGGUAUCCUUGGCUACAAAGGAAACUCUCAUGUGAAUUGGAACAAGGUGUGCAAUGUCUUUGGGAAAUUUUGUGAUCAAAUGGCUGCUUCGAUUGGUGUGUCACUGAUUGGAUCAUUAGCAUUCCUCUUGCUCGUGGUUAUUCCUGUGGUGAGGCUUCAUCGGAGAACUUAGUCGAUAAAUUAAUAAACCAAGUGUUAUUUAUUAUCCAACAUUUUAUCUUGAGAUCUUUAAUUGUUGCUGUAAUAUGUGUGAGAAUAUUAAUCGUUGUCAUGAGUCCUCAACUCAGGUUCCAGUCUACAUUAUAUAUAAGACACUUGUGUAGAAAGUUGUUCUGCUCCAAAUUAACUAUUCAGUGUGUUCGGCAAAAUUUGGACUUGAAUAGCUAUACAAAAUUUAUUUAACUAUCAAAUUGAAUGAGUCUAC
Glycine soja is the source of this 965-nucleotide messenger RNA. RefSeq names its product CASP-like protein 1E1. The transcript is spliced from 2 exons. Lineage: Eukaryota; Viridiplantae; Streptophyta; Magnoliopsida; Fabales; Fabaceae. The record is from RefSeq and is a predicted model, not a curated record. The coding region runs from base 147 to 713 and encodes 188 amino acids.